This is a messenger RNA of Sardina pilchardus (European sardine), 2958 nucleotides long. RefSeq lists its product as uncharacterized. The transcript is spliced from 3 exons. Bases 128 to 2200 code for a protein of 690 amino acids. The record is from RefSeq and is a predicted model, not a curated record. NCBI's taxonomy places the organism in Eukaryota, Metazoa, Chordata, Actinopteri, Clupeiformes, Clupeidae.
AUCAAGAGUACCAGCAUACCAUCCCACGCCUUUCAGGGGGAGGGUUUUUAGGCAUUUAUUUAAAGCCCUGGAUCUUUCUCUUCAGCACAGUGCCACACGUCAACUGCAAUAAGACACAGGAAAAACAAUGGCGUCUGAAGUUGAGAAGAAGAUUCAAGGUCUCUGCACAGCAAAGGACAUGAGAGAGUCCACCCAGGUCAUAAUGAAACCGUAUGCCAACUGGGAGGAGUACCUGACACCAGCACCCCUCUCCAUUGCUAUAAUGGGGGAACUGGUCAACAUUUCCUCUAAAACUGAUUUCUCCAUCAACAAAAACCCACCCAAAGGUGGCUUUGAGUACAUCAAGUACCCAGAGUCAUUCCGUGCUUGUCUCAUGCAAGUGUGCAACUCUGGCUGGUGGGCUUUCAAUGAAGCCCAUAAGAGCAUGGACCAGAUCCGCCUGCACACUUUGACUGUUCCAGAUUACAUGAAAAAUGCUGUGAAAAUUCUGUUUCAGAGAAGUGAUGCCGUCAUCCAGGCCCACCUGCCAGAUGAGUUGGAAAACAUCCAGGAAAUCUCAGAUGACUGUUUGAAGUUGGCCAAAGCAGCAGAAGACAGGUUUGCAAAAGUCAUUCUUUUGGUUCAAGAGCUCCUGGAGGCAUGUAUGAAUGCAGAACAUUGUUAUGAAGUAGAUCUGAAGAAAAUAAAAUCGGAACUGGAAGAGGCCAAAAUGAAGGAGCAAUCAUCAAAAGAAUUCAAGGAAAAAUGUGAGAAGGCAAUGAAGAGACUGGAAACAGAACUGGAAGAGGCUCAAAACAACUACAAGGAAGCGAUGGAUAGCCUUCCUAGUGGAUGGGGAAUAAUUGGCAUGGAUUUUGUUGGCGGUUUAGCAGGGAGUGUAACGGGUCUAUUGAAUGGCCUUACCUCCAUUGUUACCAGUCCUAUGCAACAAGCACGUAGGGCAGCAGAAAACCUUAAGGAUGCAUAUCAUUACAGGCGAGGUGAGGGUGAUUCAGCAGAUGAGAUUGAGGAAAUGGUUAUCUACUGCCGGUCUGGAGAACUUCUUGAUUGUGUAGACUGCAUUGGAAAAUACAUGGAAGAAAAUACCAUUGACUGGAAAAAGUUGUAUGACCAGCAAGACAAAAGAACUAAAACGGCCUUUGCUGAAGACCAGUUGAAAAGGAUUCAGAACACACUGAAAGCAUCCCCAGACUGCACACCAAAAUUGAAAGCUCUACUCAUAUGUGAAACUGGAAUCAACAUCUGCCUGCAGCUUGCAGAGCUUGCUCCUGAAGGUAAAUGCAGCACGGAGACAACGGCUGAGAUCAUCUCCAAGUGGCAAGAGCUCCGCACAUCAGCAUUGGCUUUUGACAGCAAAAGCAAGUGUGCCACAAAGUCCCCAUGUAUGACUCCAAAACCUCCAAUGAUGGACAACGUCACCAACUCUGCUUCAGGUGAACCAUCAGCAGGACAAAGGGCCACAGAGAAUGCUCGCUUCCGUAUUGAGCAGACCAGAGAGCAGCUGAAUAAAACAAGAGAGCAGUAUGAUAAGUGUGUGGAUAAAAUGGAGGGGAACGAGAAGGAGCUGACUAAUGUGUUGAUCACCAUGAGGAAAUGUGAGGUCAAGGAUAUUGACUUCAGCACCACCAUAGAAAUGCUGAUCAAAGGUAUGGAUGCUAUGGGAAAAGUGAAGGCACAGUGGGAAAAGAUGGUCCAAUUCUUCCAGAUGGUGUCCAGCAUUGUGAAAGUCCCCUUGUACAAAAGCCUCAACAAAUUUGUAACUCGCUCCAAGAACACACAGGAACUCCCUUACAAUGACCGACUGUUCUCAAAAGACGUGAUCUACAACCAGGCCUUCCAGGCAUCCAACAUCGCUGGUCUUGUGCACAUGAUCUCAGAGACCUACACUCAGGUAUCCAAUCAGUACCUAAUGGACAGAGUCAGCAGUCUUAGCAAACUCAUGGCCAUGGAUAAGGAGAAACCAGAGUUUGAAUUUGAACUUAAUCAACUACGACUUGGGUGUGAUAUGGCACAGAGAGGCAUUCUAGAUGUGGUCCGCAAGAACAAAAAAACCUUUGAGAGGAAUGCUGAUGCAAAAUUGAAGAGGAUUGAGGGGGAAUUGCUGGCCAUUCUACCAGCUUCAACACCAAAGGAAACCAGAGCCAUACAAGAGGCUGUCCAAACUGGAUUUGCUGAAGACACCAUGGCUGCCUAUUACUGAGAACCUCUUGUUGGAAACCCUGGGAGACUGCAAGAUACAGCAUCUCAACAGAUAUACAAAACAAUCAACAAAUCACAAAAAAACAAGUCAACUUAAGGCAGCCCAUUUUAGCCCAUUUAGAGGAGAGUGUAUAUUUGUGUCACAUAGCAGGCUAAACUUCUUUGUCAUCCUGAUUUUGUGUAACUGUGAUGUGUUCGGUCCAGGCCUGUAUCAUAACUAUAUUGUGUGGCGCAGUAAUAUCCUCACUCUUGCUCUUUCAGUUUCACUUUCGAGUGAGGAUAUUACUGCGCUUUGGAGUGAGAAUAUUACUGAGUCUAAGUGCUCCCAAUAUUAUUCCGCCACACAAUAUAGUUAUCCCUUUUACCUGCUUAGAAAUGCACCACGUUUUAUUUUGUCUCACCAUACUUGGUUGUGUGACUUUCACUUUCACUUACAUGUCCCUCAAGAUCGGGAGGGAGGAUUAUGCACUGCCUGCACCGUUACUCCAACUGGCUACUGUUAUGUGCAUGUGAAUAUUUAAAAAUAUUAAAUAUCAUCAACUGCUGACUUUGUUUUAGUUAGCUUACUGUAAAUGAUUGCUAUAAGUUGAAAUGAUUGCUUACUCUCAUGUUCGAUUUCUCAUAAUGAUUUUAGGAUUGUGUUCCUUCUCACUGACUUCAUGCUGUAUUUAGUCCAUCUACAGUAUUUACUUCUUGAGUUGACUGCAUUAGUCAUUCAUCAUAUUGUGUGCAUCCAAAAUUAAACAAUGAUUAAUUGAA